This is a messenger RNA of Oryctolagus cuniculus (rabbit), 1578 nucleotides long. NCBI's taxonomy places the organism in Eukaryota, Metazoa, Chordata, Mammalia, Lagomorpha, Leporidae. The record is from RefSeq and is a predicted model, not a curated record.
UGAUCUCUGUGUCCCGUGCCGUCUCUGUGUGCAUUCUCUGUGUGCAGUCUCUGUGUGUGGUCUCUGUGUGCGGUCUCUGUGUGUGGUCUCUGUGUAUGGUCUCUGUGUGUAGUCUCUGUGUGUGGUGUCUGUGUGUGGUCUCUGUGCAGUCUAUGUGUGCCAUCUCUGUGUGUGGUCUCCGUGUAGUCUCUGUGUGCGGUCUCUGUGUUUGGUCUCUGUGCAGUCUCUGUGUGUGGUCUGUGUGUGUGGUCUCUGUGUGCGGUCUCUGUGUGCGGUCUCUGUGUGCGGUCUCUGUGUGUGGUCUCUGUGUGUGGUCUCUGUGUGCGGCUUCUGUGUGUGGUCUCUGUGCGUGGUCUCUGUGUGCGGUCUCUAUGUGCGGUCUCUGUGUGCGGUCUCUGUGUGCGGUCUCUGUGUGCGGUCUCUGUGUGCCGUCUCUGUGUGCGGUCUCUGUGUGCGGUCUCUGUGUAUGGUCUCUGUGUGCGGUCUCUGUGUGUGGUCUCUGUGUGUGGUCUCAGUGUGCGGCCUCUGUGUGUGGCCUCUGUGCGUGGUCUCUGUGUGUGGUCUCUAUGUGCAGUCUCUGUGUGCAGUCUCUGUGUGCGGUCUCUGUGUGCGGUCUCUGUGUGCGGUCUCUGUGUGCCGUCUCUGUGUGCGGUCUCUGUGUGCGGUCUCUGUGUGUGGUCUCUGUGUGCGGUCUCUGUGUGCGGUCUCUGUGUGUGGUCUCUGUGUGUGGUCUCUGUGUGCGGUCUCUGUGUGCGUUCUCUGUGUAUGGUCUCUGUGUGUGGUCUCUGUGUGUGGUCUCUGUGCAGUCUCUGUGUGCCAUCUCUGUGUGUGGUCUCUGUGUGCGAUCUCUGUGUGCGGUCUCUGUGUGUGGUCUCUGUGUGCGGUCUCUGUGUGCGGUCUCUGUCUGUGGUCUCUGUGUGCGGUCUCUGUGUGCGGUCUCUGUGUGCGGUCUCUGUGUGUGGUCUCUGUGUGCGGUCUCUGUGUGCCAUCUCUGUGUGUGGUCUCUGUGUAGUCUCUGUGUGCGGUCUCUGUGUGCGGUCUCUGUGUGUGGUCUCUGUGUGCCGUGUCUGUGUGCGGUCUCUGUGUAUGAUCUCUGUGUGCGAUCUCUGUGUGUGGUCUCUGUGUGUGGUCUCUGUGUGCGGUCUCUGUGUGCGGUCUCUGUGUGCGAUCUCUGUGUGCAGUCUCUGUGUGUGGUCUCUGUGUGCGGUCUCUGUGUGUGAUCUCUGUGUGCCGUGCCAUCUCUGUGUGCAGUCUCUGUGUGCAGUCUCUGUGUGUGGUCUCUGUGUGCGGUCUCUGUGUGGUCUCUGUGUGCCGUUUCUGUGUGCGGUCUCUGUGUGCGGUCUCUGUGUGCGGUCUCUGUGUGCGGUCUCUCUGUGUGGUCUCUGUGUGUGGUCUCUGUGCAGUCUCUGUGUGGUCUCUGUGUGCGGUCUCUGUGUGCCAUCUCUGUGUGUGGUCUCUGUGUAGUCUCUGUGUGCGGUCUCUGUGUAUGGUCUCUGUGUGCGAUCUCUGUGUGUGGUCUCUGUGUGUGGUCUCUGUGUGCGGUCUCUGUGUGCGGUCUCUGUGUGUGAUCUCUGUGUG